This is a messenger RNA of Solenopsis invicta (red fire ant), 11444 nucleotides long. It is a transcript of the gene Plc21C, whose product is annotated as 1-phosphatidylinositol 4,5-bisphosphate phosphodiesterase classes I and II. Gene Ontology annotation, molecular function: phosphatidylinositol-4,5-bisphosphate phospholipase C activity; calcium ion binding. Gene Ontology annotation, biological process: phosphatidylinositol-mediated signaling; lipid catabolic process. The record is from RefSeq and is a predicted model, not a curated record. Bases 624 to 4427 code for a protein of 1267 amino acids. NCBI's taxonomy places the organism in Eukaryota, Metazoa, Arthropoda, Insecta, Hymenoptera, Formicidae. The transcript is spliced from 18 exons.
CCGGAUAACCUUCGUCCAGUCGCGACCCGACUGAACCCGUGACUCGGCGCUCGCGAGCGACCGGGUUCGACGUCCGAGGUCCAAGGACCCUCCCCGGGGACACGUCGAGCAUACGCACGUUUUUAAGAUAUACGUGUGUAUUUAUACGCGCGAGGUGCGCCAAGCGCGACGACGACGACGGCGACAGUCGCCCUCGCCUUGGUACUAACAGCGGCGACCAGGACACGGUGAUCCAGGUACUCCUAAUGCUUGAAAUCUCGAUGAGGCUUAUGUCGUCGACGUCGUCACCGUCGGAAUUGUCGCCGUCGGAGUCGUCGUCGUCGUCGUCGUCGAAGCCGUCGCCGUCACCGUCACCGUCACCGUCACCGUCGGAGUGGUUGCUAUUAUUGUCGCCACCACCACCACCGCUGGAGUUGGAGUCGUCGCUACUGUCAUCGUCGCCGUCGUCGUCGUCAUCGCCGCUGCCACCACCAUCGUCGUCGUCAUCAUCGUCACUGUCAUCCUCGUGGUCAAUGUCCACGUGUUCGCUACCGCCGUCGCUCGUCGCUUUACCUCUACGUCCGUAAGGAAAAGAUUUGGUGCCGAACAGCGUGCAGGUUUGCGAUAAUCUAACAAAAGUCAGGAUGGCGAGCAAUAAGAGUACAGGCGUCACCACGCACAUAAAGCCCGUGGAAGUUUCUCAGCAGCUGCAAGGUGGAGAGAAGUUUAUCAAGUGGGACGAGGAUUCUGGGGUGGCAACGCCGGUGACUUUGAAAGUGGAUAAAUAUGGUUUUUAUUUACACUGGGUGGAUCAAAAUAAUGAGAUGGAUAUGCUGGACAUAGCAGUUAUAAGAGAUACUCGCACAGGAAAACAUGCCAAAAUACCAAAGGAUCCAAAGCUGAAAUCUCUUGUAACGAUGGGCCCUCAAGAUUCCUUAGAAGACAAAACUCUAACAGUCUGUUAUGGUUCUGACUUUUUCAAUAUGAGUUUUAUUAAUUUUUGCACAACUCGUGCAGAAAUAGCACAACAUUGGGCGGAACAACUUUUUCAAAUGGCGUACAAUUUGAUUCAAUUAAACACUAGCACAACUAUGUUCUUAUUGAAAGCACAUACUAAGCUUGCACUUACUGCUGACAAAAAUGAAAAGGUACCGGUAAAAAAUAUAAUAAAAAUGUUUACACAAAACAAAGACGAUCGCAAGCGUGUUGAGAAAGCACUCGAUAUUUCUGGCUUUCCAACUGGCAAAAAUGACGCUGUGCCGUUGACAAAAUUUCAAUUUGAGGAUUUCUUUAACUUUUAUAAGUCUCUCACUCAGAGAUCGGACGUGGAAAAAGUGUUUGAAGGAGUUAUUGGCAAUAGCAAACGCAAAUUGAUGUCCGUUUCGCAAUUUGUGGACUUUUUGAACCAGUCGCAGAGAGAUCCGCGCCUCAACGAGAUACUUUAUCCAUAUGCGAAUGAAGCAAGAGCAAAGGAUAUUAUAAAUCAGUAUGAACCGAAUAAAUGUAAUGCAAAUAAAGCGCAACUCAGUUUUGAUGGGUUUUUAAGAUAUCUCAUGAGUGAGGACAAUCCAAUUGUUGCUAUUUCUAAAUUUGAAUUGUCUGACGACAUGGAUCAACCGCUUCCGCAUUAUUUUAUAAAUUCUAGUCACAACACAUAUUUAACAGGGCAUCAACUUACUGGAAAGAGUUCUGUGGAAAUUUAUCGUCAAUGUCUUCUGGCCGGUUGUCGAUGCGUCGAAUUAGAUUUUUGGAAUGGAAAAUUUGAGGAACCCGUUAUUGUUCAUGGAUAUACAUUUGUACCUGAAAUAUGCGCACGAGAUGUAAUAGAGGCAAUUGCUGAGACUGCUUUUAAAACGUCGGACUAUCCAGUUAUUCUCAGUUUCGAAAAUCAUUGCAAUCCAAAGCAGCAAGCUAAAAUUGCUCAAUACUGCAGAGACUUUUUUGGGGAGAUGUUACUUGAUGCGCCACUCGAAUCGCACAAGUUAGAGCCGGGUCAAGAGCUUCCACCGCCGUCGUUAUUAAAGCGCAAAAUAAUAAUAAAAAAUAAGAAAAAGCAUCAUCAUCAUCAUAAAAAGCACCUGAAAAAGCAACAGCAAGUUUUAGACAUUGCUGAAGGUACCCUAGAGGAUGAAACUAAUGGAACAGUGAAUCUAUCUGCUGCAGGAGAAAACGGUCCUCCACCGGAUAUUAUACCUCAGAGUGAAAUGGGUGAUGACGUUGCGCUACUUGAAAAUGAACAAAUUGGAAAUGGCGAUAUUUCUCAUACUCCGAUGCUGCAACAAAGACAGGGCAGUAAAGAUAGCGGCCAGGAUGAUGAAGACGAAGAAGAUGAAUCAAGUACAGAGGAAGAUGAAUCUAAUGUGGAAUUGAGAAUAGGUGACAAAGCCGUGACAGAUAAAUCCGUGGCCAAAGAGACGGAGGCGGGAGCAGAAAUUUCAGCUUUAGUUAAUUACGUACAGCCCGUACACUUCAGCAGUUUCGAAUCGGCUGAAAAAAAGAAGCGCUCGUACGAAAUGUCAUCCUUUGACGAGAAACAAGCUACUACUCUCUUGAAAGAGAAGCCACUAGAGUUUGUGAAUUAUAACAAGCAUCAACUGUCUCGGGUUUAUCCAGCGGGAACGAGAUUCGAUUCCAGUAACUUCAUGCCACAAGUAUUUUGGAACGCGGGAUGUCAGCUGGUAGCGUUAAAUUAUCAAACACUCGAUCUGGCGAUGCAAUUAAAUUGUGGAAUAUUUGAGUAUAAUCAACGUUGCGGUUAUUUAUUGAAGCCGGAAUUUAUGAGAAGAAAAGAUCGGCGAUUAGAUCCCUUUGCCGAGUCUACCGUUGACGGUAUUAUAGCAGGCACGGUUCACAUUAACGUGAUAUCCGCACAAUUUUUAACCGAUAAGAGAGUAGGAACUUACGUGGAAGUCGAUAUGUACGGUUUACCGGCGGAUACUGUAAGGAAGAAGUUUCGCACGAAAAUUGUGCCGAAUAAUGGUAUUAAUCCCGUAUAUGAUGAAGAGCCGUUCGUAUUCAAAAAGGUAGUUUUGCCGGAACUUGCCUCGAUAAGGAUAGCGGCGUACGAAGAAUCUGGACGUUUAAUCGGUCACAGGGUACUUCCCGUAGUCGGAUUAUGCCCGGGAUACAGACACGUAGCAUUAAGAACAGAAUGUGGGCAACCGCUGCCAUUAGCGAGUCUGUUUUUACACGUUAUCGUGAAAGAUUACGUUCCCGACGGUUUGAGUGAACUUGCUGAAGCUUUAGCGAAUCCUAUUAAAUAUCAGAGCGAAGUGGAGAAAAGAGAGAACCAAUUGUUGGUUCUUACAGAUUACUUAGAUGAACCGGAAGAAAUCGAAGAUAAAAGUAAAGUUGGUGAAACACCUAGUACGGCUAGUGCUAAACCAGCUGAGGAAGUUGUAAAAGCUAAACGAUUACAGUCCGUGGGCGAAUUGCCAAGUCUUUUACCAACUUCCAGUAGCUUACAUGGUAGACCAUCUAUCGCCGGCUUAGGUAGUUCGGACACAGUAGAUGUGGACGACGACACUCCUUGCUCUACAGUUCAAAUGGUCGAUACAUCUAUAAAUAAAAGUCCAGUCAAUGUUAGCAAUAUAAGUGACGAAAUAGUAGCCGAGAGUUUUGAAAAACUCAUGGAAAAUAAACUGGUCAGGGAGAAAAAGCUGGAACUCGAGAAGAAACUUGAAUCUCUGAGGAAAAAGCAUGAGAAGGAGAAAAUGCGGUUGCAAUCGCAGAAAGCCUCACUCGACGGCGAGAAGCAUCGAUCGAAAUUUUAUAUGAGCAACAAGCUGGUGAAGCGACUGUCGAGUAAAAAUAUCAGUUUUUCGAGUGAAGUGGGUUUAAGCACCUUGGCCUUGACUGAGACUACCGAAUGUCCGGAGAAUGCGGAGAAUCGCGAAGGAAACGAGGGAACCAGAGGCUUACCCAGAAGUCAAAGCGAACGAUUUUUAGCUGUAUGCAAGGCACAUGUUCAACAGGAGCGUGAACUUCAAGAAAAGUAUUAUGAAAACCUCUUUGCGACCGUCGAAAAAGUGAUGAAAGCAUCGCAGUCCAAUCAACUGAAAAUGCUCCAGUUGCUUUUAGAGAGAGAAACGACAGACGUUAAACGCAAACUGCAGGCUACGAGACAAGGCGAGGUUAAACAAUUGGCCAAGGUACACAAAGAUAAAGCCGAGCUGGAACGUAUAAAGCGAGAAGUUGCAAAAUCGACCGUGGAGAAAGGCGUAAAUGAAUGUACACGCUUAACAAAAAUUUUUGAUAGGAAAAGAGCAGAGUUAGAAAGACAACAUGAAGAAGUGCGGCAAAAGUUGGAAGAGGAGCGGGCUAAGGUGAAAGCUAAUUUGCUGGCGGAGUACAGUAGCCGCUACAGUAAGUACGAAAGUGGUGAGUUACCCCUGUCACCAUCUGGCGGAGCUAGUUUGCCCGAGUCGCUCAGCGAGAAUACAUAUUGACUUGCGAAAUGAAUCGUCUAGCUGUGUGUUAAUUAAAGACACGACAUCGAUCCGGGGAUGUCCGUGUCUUGCGCUAUUAAACGUGUCUAAAAGCAUCUAGUUGUGCAUACUGGUGCACCGCAAACACAAAUCGCAGUUUGAAUUCUGCAACGAGAGAUAUGUGGUGGAAGAGAAGCAAGCUGUUACUUGGACGCAAUACUUUUCCCUACACUUGUACGAGGAAACGAAUCAAUAACGACUAACGGAACGUUGACACGUAGCACUUAUCUACAGUUGCUCGACGACGAUAUUAUGUUCUUGCCAUUCCGCCGGGGAUAUUAACAUCCUCGUGACGGUGUUGUAAUGAGAGAUCACGUGAUUUCAGGCAGCUCGAUGCUACACAAGGUGGCACGAGUUAGCGUCUUGAUUAUUAUGUAAGGUACAAUUGUACAUAUAUAUAUACAUAUAUAUACUGAUCUUUUACCAUUUAAUACUUCAAGGAAAUUAAAUGUCGAAUAAUGUCGAUCGAGGUAAUUUUCUAUUACUUCAACGCUGUGUCUUUUACUACGAUGAUCAUUAUUCGACUGAUGAGCGUUGAUCGUACAUACCAAUCGAUUUCCUUAAUCGAUUGUAUCUCACGUGAAAACGCCUACGUCUUGAUCUCUUUAUGAUAAAAUAACUGCUUAGUAAGAAAAAGAGAAAGAGACAAUGUCAGUAGACUUCAAAAUGAGAAAUAUGAGUUUCGCAUUAUUUGCACACAGUAUUAAAUGGACCGAGAGAUUCUGGAAUUGUCUACGACAGUUAUUGACAGUCGAUUACGUAUUUGCGUAAUCUUAAGCAUUAAGAUUGUUCGCGAGAAAUAUGCGCGAGAGAGAAGUAUAUAUACAUAUAUAUAUAAUUCUAAAUAAGAAAAAAUAAUACAACAAACCUUCCUAAGUGCUAACAUUUAAUAUUGUUGUUAUAUGCAUAAGAUAUCGUUAUUUAAUCGACUACAUACACUAAGUCUAAUCGCGUUCCAAGAUGCUCCAUUUAGAUUGGUCUUCGAUUACUAAAAGAUCAGAUCUCAGGAGAUUCCAGUCAGAAUAAUGUAAGGAAUAUACUGAGAGGGUGAAAUCUCUUUGGCCUAGAGCAGAAACAUUGGAAAAUGCUGAGAGAAGUUUACACGAACGCGCGAGUGAUCUGAUAUAUUUUUGACUGAAAGUACUCCGUAUAUAAUAAUUUUUUUUCUGGGGAUGCCCGCACCGUGAAAAUACCGAGAUACUAUCUUGUUGGAAAGUGUCUCGGUAUCUCACUGUGUAGAGAACGAGUCUUCGUAUCCUAAGCGAUUCCGGUCGGGCAAACCUCUUUGAGGAAGACAAUCAAAAAUGUUACAACGUAACAUUGUCCUUGUUGUUUCUAAUUGUAUGAUAUUUUAGGCUACGCGCUACGAUAUGUGUACACAGGUAUCUAUGAGGGGAUUCUUCGUAGUAAUAACGAACUUAGGGUUAAAACUUAUCCCGUCGUAAGUCUACAUCGUGUAAAUUCGUUAUUUAUUUAACGUGUUGAUUUAAUGAAGGCAGAGGUACGCGGGGUAUCGCAAUCUCUGCUUAGCGAUAAUCGCUCGAGUAAUGACGAUCGAAUUAAAAAGAAAGAGAGAUAAAAAAAGAAAUGACGUUUUACAGAGAGAAUAUAUAAUGUUACAUCUAUACUUAAGAGUAAAACAUACGGUUAUUUCUCUUUGUAGAUUCUGUCAUUUUUAUUUUGCGUAAAUCGAUGAAUUAUGUUUUUUAUUUCUAAAUCUAGUCCAAAGAUUAAAUUAUAAUUUUUGAAUCUUUGAUAAGUUAUCCAUUGUUAGAUAUUUGAACAAAAAGUUAUUGUUAAAUCGUGUUCAAUUCAUUUGCAUAAAUGUGCUGUACAGCGAUCUCGAUUUAAUAUUUUCGAAGAAAUUUAGACUUUUCGUUGUAAUUAUGAAUUUAAGUACAUCAUUUCGUUGUAUAUACUAAUAUCGAAAGAGCUAUACUUUGAUCUGAUUGAUUGGUGGUUUUUGAAUAAGUAUGAAAGUCAUAGUUACCUGUGCAAACUUGAAUGAAUCUCUCGAAUUAUAUUUUGUAUUGUACUUUACAUUAAGUUUCUUAAAACACAAAAGGUGUUCAUCUCAAUUAUAUAUAUUUUUUAAUUUUUGUUUUUUUUUAUGGCUGCAUUGAUUUACAAUUUUGUCGAGCUUAUGAUUUCUAGUGUAGAGUUUUUAAUUCUUCGAAAUUAUAUUUUGAUAUAAUAUAGUAUAUAUUGUUAUUAUUUUUAUAAACUUAAUCAAAAUUUUAUAAUUAUUUUACAUAAUUUGUCUAGAUUAUAUAUUAUUAUGUAAAUAUCUUUUAUACCAUCGCGUGCAGUGAUAGUAGAACACAAUUUAUCAUUCUACUAUUGUUCACUAUUUCUAGACAUACAUUCUAUUAUAUAAUUCUGCUUCUAUUAUAUAAUUAAGCAUUGUUUUUCGUAGGCAUUUCAGCGAAAAGCGAAAGAAAAGAAAUCGACAAAAUUCACUCGCGAUUAUCGCGCGAAUUUUAACAAGCAGAGAAAAACUGAUAGAUCAAUUAAGAUGUACGCAUUUAUUAUUGCAAGCGAUAGUGCAUCCCGUAAACUUAAGAAUUUUAAAAUAGUAUCCCGUGUACCUCUUUCAGAAUUUCAUGAUAUUUCCGUUUAGUUAUUGUAACUGCGAUAGAUGGAAAAAGUAUAGCAUUUAUUUCACUUUUGAAUAGUCGCAAUGGCGUUUUUUUUUUCAUAGAAAGAAGAGAGAGAAACAAAGAGGUAUGUAUGUGUGUGUACACGCGCGCGCGCGCACACAUACACACCUUGAGAUAUAUAUAUAUAUAUUUCACAUUUUAUUUCUAAAAAGAAUGCAGAGUUACCAUUUCAUAGUCGAUAUUAAUUAUCGCAAUAAUAUUUUUUUGAUAAACAAAGUUACUAAUUAUUCGUGAGGUUGUAACUUGUAUCGUAGCGAACGCGAUUGACUUUAUCCGAGUACAGGUGACGGUAGAUUAUUGUAAUAAGGAUAAUACGGACGAUAUUUAGCGUAAUGCGUAUUAUUCUUCUCUUUGGUACGUUCCGAACGAAGAGAUCAAUACGCAUGAACGUCGAGUCUUCGCAAAGUUGGGCGGAUGCCACGUUGAAAAUACGCAUUCUCUGUGGCAUCUCGAAAAAUAUCGUAACGGAAAGAAAUCAAUUAAAUGCGUAAAUUCUACGAUACAUGGUACACUGGAUUUCUAUCACACACUAAUAUUUUUAUGGUAAUAUUUAUUUCGGGAUGUUUUUUACCCCGAACACACGUUGUAUAGUUUAUUACAUUUGUAAGUUUCUCAUCAAUGUUUCGCCUCUCCGUAAUGAAGCAGAUUUUAGUACGAGCUUACUUCGCUUACUUUACUUCGUGAGCGUAAUUAUUAUCGUUUUCGAGUUUGCGAUAUUAAUAUAUAUGUAUAUAGAGAUAAUUGACUUUUCUCUCAUGUCGAUUACGGCAUUGAAGCGUGCAAUCUCUUUUUGGAUAUAUUUUCGUUAAUUAUAUAUAUCACGUUGAGGUUGACGACGAUGAGUGCGCACGAGAUAAUUGGGAUAUAAGUGAUAAGAGUGAGCAAAUGGAAUGCGUAUUUCCAAUUAUAUAGAUUUCCUUUAUGCUCCAAUGAUAAUUAUCCGAGUUUUUAGCUUUGUUAUUUAGCUUCCGUCAAUUGAGGAGUUGGAAAUGGAAUUCACGCAACUGUUUUUUAUAAAGUUGUACAUUGCAUCUAAUUAUUGUUAUACUUGUUUUAAAACACUAUGACUAAACAUAACAGAUAAUGUUUAUUGCCUCUUUGGAUUGCACAAGUUUUAUAUUCUUUUUCACACGAAGUUAAUUAAGUUACUAUCGCAUCCAAUUCCUCGAUUACAGUCAUUUUAAGUAUAGUGUGAUCUACCUAUGCAUUUAUGUCCUUUGAUUAGAUCAGAUCAAGCCGCUGUGUGUAUUUUGUCGGAGAGAUCUUUUCCCUGGCAUUAUAUGUGGACGGAUGUCGCAUACUUGCUUGGGACACGAUCGGCGUCGUUCUCUUCCUACAUUCGUGUAAUGUACGUAUGUAUUUGUGUAUGUAUGUACGUUACACAUACAUGCGUGUGUAUAUAAAAUAAGUAUAUAGCUCUAACGGGAUAUAGAUAUAAUAUAUAUAUAUAUAUAUUCACGUUGAUAUAUUAUAUAUGUGUUGUUGUUGUUGAUGUUGUUAAUCGUAGGGUAGCUGUAAAGAAAAAAAAAAGGUAGCGCUAGCAUAAUCGUUGUUAAUAUAAGAACUACAGGAAACAACAAAUAAGAGUUCUCUACGCUACGACGAACACGUUCGCGGACGGGUUUGUUAAUUAAUCGCAACGUCAAUUGAUGCGUGCGUCACGAUGUUAUCAAUUUGUACCUGCGAUCUUAUCAGUCUUGACCGCUCUGGCGUUAUUAGCCUUUUUUCCCUCGCUUUUAUCGAAGGAUCUCCAAUUCGAUCGCAGUCAGAAUCCCUCUAACGAUGCUUAAAGGGAUGCUAGCUGGAUCUAUUAAGCACUAUUUUCAGACAUAAACAUUUUUUUGAUCACACAGAAUUAUAAAUCCUUUUCGUUGAUGAAAAUUAAAGUAUAGAUCAUAACGCGGGGUGGUGCGUAAAAUUUCGUAUUAAAAAAAAUGUGAAAAAAUUAGAAAAUUAUAAUUUUGCUAUCGGCUUCUGCGAUCGACUCGUGACAACAUUUGUUACAUCGUAUUUCUAGAAACGCGAUAGAAACUCGUAAGUACAAGAGAAAACAUUGUCUGAAAAUUUGUGUGCGCGUGUGUGCGUGCAUUAUCGAUGCAGUAAUUUGUAGAGAUAUAUUGAUGUUUACUAUUACAUCAAUAUCGCAAGCACACGUAGGUCAAUUCGGUCGGCAAAACUAACGUCGCCAGCAUUCCCUCGACGCCAAGGUGGUCGACUCUCGAGGCGGCGUCUCUCCGAGGUGCCGUCUCUAAUACCUAAGGUUUACCAAAUAGAUAUUUAUAGAACACCUCGAGCUAUCGUCGAGGAUCCCCGUAACGGACGUGUCUGUCGUUCUAGAGUAACCGCGAAGAGUUCGCAGGUGUAUAUUAUACGUAAGUAUGCGUAGUUUGAAACGGCCUACAAACGAUCGUAGUGACUUGGCUCAGCUUAUUGUAUCGUUCCGUUCUGUCAACAAGGUAUUGCACUCGCCGCUUUAGUCCCGAGGUUCAAAAAUCGGAGCGUCAAAACGUCCGCCGCUGUCGAGAAGCUCUAAAAGAAAAAAUUUAAAAAAAGCGUUAGAUCGUUACCCGCCGCAGCAGGCUCAUCCGAGAUCUUUCGCCUACUUUUAUCCGUGUUUUGUCGCGUCCCUCCGUCGCGUCUCUCAGUCCCUCGUGCUCACCAUGUUAAUAGGGAUCUCCUUAACAACGAUUCUUCGUACCUGACCGUACACUAUUGUCCUCGACAUUGCGUCCCUCUUCGAUCCACUCGUGUCGAAGACAGCGAAAAAAUCUUUUGACGGAUAUGUCUACGAAGAAAGCAUAUAUAUUAUAUAUACAAUCUCCUCCUUCAAACGCUCUCGCAAGAGAUGUAAUACUCCGGCGGUUGAUCAGGCUGCACCCGACAUUACGAAGAUGUAUGUAUAUUAGAAUUUUACCGCUGCGUAGCCGCCGCCACCGCCACCGCCGUGUUUUUGGAUCGUCUAUCAGUUUUAGCAGCGACUAAUUCUCUCUAAUUCUCGCCAAUUCUCAACCGACAAUGAAGUAGAGUAAACUCGAUAUGUAUGUGUAAAUACGGUGCAACGACGAUAUUCUAUAUAGAGAGACUGCGUUGCUGGUCCGAGUUUGACGAUGAACUCUUCACACUCCCCCGAAGAACCUCGCCUUGCAACGCUGCACGACUACCUUUAGCGAUCGAUAGCAUCUUGAUUCGCAGGAUGCGAACCGUAUCGCUUAAAGAAAAAAAUAAAUAAAUAAAUAAAUGCACUUGAGCACCGCGCGAAUCUUAUGUUCAACGAUUCCGUAUCCGCUUCGCGAUCAAAAGUUCGAUCCUCGAGAUUGUAACGUAGCGUCGUAGGGUGCUCGUUUGAUUGUGACGCUUUGUUUGUAAUGAAAGAAAGGAAGAGCGCGACGGGAGAAGAGCAAACCCGUCGAUGAUUGUAACGCGGUAGCGGUCGAUAGCGCGACGCCCGACGGCGUUGCACUCCGUGGCGGAGUGCGGCAUGUAACAGGACUGGGCAAGAUACAUCAUUAAAGUAUUUGAAAUAACUGCAAUCUUAGUAUUUGAAUUACGAAAUACGAGAUACUUUUAAUCUUUCGAUUUGAAAUAUAAAAUACAGGAUCGUACUUUCUUUUUUAUGUGAAAUACAAAUAAAAUGAUGCCAGUUUGAAGAAAGUUACUCUCUAAAUUUUUUGGAGUGGAUUUUCAUCUAAAAGAGUGGAAUUCCACUGUUUAUCAAGACUGGCAGGAUUUUCACACUUUUAGAAUGGGAUUCCGCUCCAAAGAUUUUAGAGAGUACUACUAUUUGUUAUCAAGGAUGUUCUUCCUAUUUUAAAUACAUUAUUUCUAUUUGAAAUUGUAUUUGAAAUACAAGAUGGAGAUCGAGAGAAUAAAAUUUUUUAAAUACAAAGUACAAGUUGUAAUUCAAAUGCAAGUUUAAAUAUGCCCAGCCCUGGGCAUCAUGUAUAUGUAUACGUUAUCUCUUACUUUGUUACCGUGAGUAGUCGCGUCCCGUACAAAAUGAUUUCGUCUUCCCUCCUUAGCUUAGUCGCGGCAACGCGAAACGACGAUGUACCGCGCCGAAUCUCAUUAUACUUACAAUUAGCGUCGGCCGUUUCGGCGCCGACGACGCGUCCCCUGCGUUCGACCGUCUCGUCCAGGUCGAAUCCUUCGUCGUUAUCGUUUUGCAUUUUUUCGUGAUUUUUAUGUAUAUUUCUCGCAGUUGUGUCUCUCGUUAUUCUUUAAUUGGCGAUUGGUUCCGCUCGACUCGCGUCAAUCGUACUCUUUUUCCAUUUUCUUUUUGUAAAUAGCGACGAGAGAUUAUAACGAUUUGUUGUGUUCA